AUUUCAUAGCCUUUAAACUUAAAGAAUGCUUUAUUUGCAGGGGAGGGGGGGGGGGGCUUUUUUUUUUUUUUUUCUCCCUGAGGUAGAUGUACAUCUAAUCAAAAUGCCAAAUAAACUGCACCAUGAAGGACGACUCAUGCGUCAGUGGUUAUGAACACAGCAUCCAUUACAUUUACCUUCCUCUAACUCCUUUGACUCGUGGAGGAAAUAUCUCUGUCUGCAGUGACCAAAUGUCAAAGGAUUAAGGUGCGAUGUAGGGAAAUCCCCGCACUAUUCCUGAGUCAAAUGAUUUAAAGAAAGUGCAUAUAUUGCAUUUCACAGUGACUCAUAAGGCAGCCGUCAGAGCAGAUAGCGAUACCCUGCUGGGGUGCAUUGUCGCUGAAGAAAAGAGGCUUUGUUCACACAGGCCGAGUAGUGACACAACCACAUGAUCGUUUUCUAGAUGAGGGAGAUGUACCACUUGACGCUGAGAAGCUCAGUAAAGAUGGAUGUCUUUAUGAGACAGUGUGGAAAGAACUUAAAAAUUAGAAAUUAAGGAAACUACUAAUACUUUUAUUGCAUUCACAAGAAGUGCCAUAGCAAAUACUUGGAUGUAUUUACAAGACAUCAUUUUAGAGCAUACAUUAUUGUUUUUUACCCUCUGACUACUCUGCUAAUUAGUCAAUGUAUUUAGAUGUAGUUGUUAUAGUGACCAAAUCAAAUAAGUGGAUGCAUGGCAUUUAAAAUUUCAAUAAUUAUAAUGAUCGAAAGUGACUCAGGACAGCACACCAAAAUCUUAAAUAUCCACUUUUUUGAUUGCCGCAGACAUUUGGGUCAAAGCCCUUCUUCAGUGGCUUCAGGCAAACAAACCCAGACUGUGAUGGCAAAUAAAUGAAUCAAAGAAGAAAGACUUACUAAAAGCAUAUAAACUGUUAUUUGUGGGAUUUUGUCCCUUUUAGAUUUAAAUCUGAUUCAUCUAUAUUUCUUCAACUACAUUUUUAUAGCCUGCUGAUAAAGUCAUGUAUGUUCUGUACCUUUCUUAUUCCACUUGCUACACAUCCUGACUUUCCCAUGAGAUGAAUGGGUCUUAUUACUGGUCAGUGGGUAUCUUUGCUGGCAGCAGUGGGAAGGAGGGAUGGGGUGUGGGGGUGUGGGGGUGUGGGGGUGGGGGCUGUCUCGCAUCAAUGAGCCUGUUGAUCAGAAAAAGACCACUGGACUUGUAAUGACACAGAUCACUGAUCACACCAGGAGGAAAACUCAGCUUCCACCUCGGGCUGCUAUUUAAGCAGGACGACGUUCUCCCUCCUCUUGAGUCUACCUCACAAACAUACACCUGAGCGGGUUCAUCGAGUGCCACAUCUGACCAUGAUUCAGACCGCCGCUCUCCUCAUGACUGUUGUUUCAUAUGUUAUUUCAGAGGACUACUGUUACACCGAGCCGCACUGUGAUCCUUAUGCAUGGGGAGACAUGUUCUCGUCCUGUCAUCCUUUACUUGAAGAGCUUCACUCCCCCAUCAACCUGGACCACCAGAUGACCAGAAAUGAGUCUCUGGAUUCUCUACAUCUCGAGGGCUUUGAUGCGAUCCAAACAGGCCACUGGACGCUUGAAAAUGACGGACACUCUGUGGUGCUGCAGGUCAGCAGUGGCAUGUCAGUGAGCGGUGGAGGUCUUCCAGGUGUUUAUCACACCAUGCAGCUGCACUUCCACUGGGGAGGCCCGGCUACUAACGGAUCAGAGCACACAGUGCACGGACGCAGAUACCCGAUGGAGAUGCAUAUUGUCAACAUGAAGUCCAUCCAUCCAAAUUUGACGGCAGCCUUAGAUGACCCAACAGGACUUGCAGUUCUUGGAUUCUUUAUUGAUGUUGCUUAUGCAGAUAAUGUGCACUUCAGACAUAUAUCACAAAAGCUGUCAUCUGUCUCUUACAAAGGCCAAACUACUAAAGUCAAGCCAUUUCCGCUGAUGAGCCUUCUGCCGAAGCACAACAUGAGUCAGUAUUUCCGUUAUUACGGCAGCCUCACCACCCCUCCAUGUUCACAAGCAGUCAUAUGGACUCUGUAUGAAGUCCCCAUCUACAUCUCAUGGUCCCAACUGGUUCAGUUUACCUGGCAGAUCUUCUCAACAGAGGUGGAUGCAGAGCAGGUGACACCUCUUCAGAACAACUUUAGACACAUCCACCCAACCUUCAGUCGCAUCAUCUCCGUGUCCAAAGACGCCAAACUGCUCACAGGGGCGGCGAGUCAUAUCCACAUGUCAGCUAUGUCACUGCUUCAAAUAAUUUUGCUGGGAAGCUUCAUGUUUGGACUUUAGCACAACCUGCGUCCCAAUUAAGAAACACUUGAACAUGUAUCAUGUUUUUUACUGUUGUUUACCCAAACUUGACAUUUAAAUGUAGAACUUUCACACAUGUACAAAACAAUUGACAUAGAAAAACAAACUGUGAAGAUUAAGUACUGUAAAAUGUUAAAUAGUUACUAAAUGUUUUAUGAUAGCUGUGUGCAUUGAAAAUGUACAACUGUUAAAUAACCUACAUAAUAUAUGUCUUAUGUCUUA
Messenger RNA from Labrus mixtus (cuckoo wrasse), 2532 nucleotides. It is a transcript of the gene car15, whose product is annotated as carbonic anhydrase 15. Gene Ontology annotation, cellular component: plasma membrane. The coding region runs from base 1345 to 2289 and encodes 314 amino acids. The transcript has 8 exons. Gene Ontology annotation, molecular function: zinc ion binding; carbonate dehydratase activity. The record is from RefSeq and is a predicted model, not a curated record. Lineage: Eukaryota; Metazoa; Chordata; Actinopteri; Labriformes; Labridae.